AUGGCCGAGGAACCGACCGAGACAGGCCAGCGGGCCGAAGAGGAAAACAAUGGAGGUUUCAAGAGCUAUGCGCGCAUAUUCAAGUAUACAGAUCGCGUCGGCUGGCUGCUAAAUGCCGUCGCCUUGGUCAGUGCAGUGGGCGCUGGAUGCGCCUUGCCCUUGAUGGAUCUGCUGUUUGGCCAGAUGAUCACAACAUUUAACAAUGCGGCCACCAACUCCAGCGAUGCUGGCCAAUUUCAAUCUUCAAUCAACAAAUAUGUGCUUUAUUUUGUCUAUCUUUUUAUUGGAAAGUUUGUAUUAGUGUACAUCUGGUCCCUAUCACUUUCCGUCUCCGCUAUACGGACUACGAAGGAUCUUCGCAUUGCAUUCCUCACUCGAUUGCUACAGCAAGACAUUGGCUUUUUUGACUCCAACCGCGGAGGCUCUGUGGUGGUACAGGUGACCACUAAUGCGAACCUCGUCAACCAGGGGAUAUCGGAGAAGUUGGGUUUCCUCGUACAAGGCACCUCCACAUUUGUCGCUGCAUUUGUUGUGGCUUUUGCUAUACAGUGGAAGCUCACUUUAAUUACCAUUUGCAUUGCACCGGCUAUUCUGAUUGUCACCACAGUCUGUGCCGGGAUUCUAAUCAAGGAAGAGAACCGAGCUCUCCAUAUCAGUAGCAAAGGAGCUUCCCUUGCCGAGGAAAUCUUGGCGAGUAUGAAAACCGUGCACGCAUUCUCUGCGGCAAAGAAGUUGAGAGCCAAGUAUGACGAGUGUGAGUCAAAAGCCAGAGACCUGAGGCUCUCGCAGUCUUUGACUAUGGCAAUUAUUUAUUCGGCAGAGUUCUUUUGUGUGUAUGCAGGAUAUGGUCUUGCAUUUUGGCAAGGGGUCCGGAUGUAUGCUAGAGGGGAGAUCACGGAGCCAGGCAAAGUCGUCACCGUCAUAUUUGCGGUAAUUGUGGCUGCUACCUCCAUGACAGCCAUUGCACCGCAGGUCAUUCAGAUUUCUAGAGCAGCAUCUGCUGCUCAGCACAUCUGGGAUAUAAUUGACCGGGAACCUACCAUUGAUGGGUUGUCCAACGAAGGAUUACGGCCCGAUACCUGUGAGGGGAAUAUAGAAUUUCACCACGUCUCAUUUUCAUACCCUACUCGGCCUCAGGUGCGCGUUCUCGAUGAAUUUUCACUAUCUAUCCCGGCACAAAAGACGACAGCCCUGGUUGGACCGAGUGGUUCAGGAAAGAGUACAGUCACAGGUCUCCUAGAGCGAUGGUACAAUCCCGAGGCGGGUUAUAUAUCACUCGAUGGUCGAGACAUUAAGGAUCUCAAUAUUCAAUGGCUCCGCACCAAUAUUCGCAUCGUUCAACAGGAACCUACGUUAUUCAACGCCUCGGUUUUCGAAAAUGUAGCAUAUGGUCUAGCGGGAACGGACCUUGCGAAUGUAUCCCCAGAGAAGCAGAUAGAUUUGGUCAGAUCAGCGUGCAAGGCAGCAUAUGCCCAUGACUUCAUUGAAAGUUUGCCCGAGAAAUAUGACACCAAAGUCGGAGAGCGUGCUACAAUGUUAUCUGGGGGCCAGAAACAACGCAUUGCGAUUGCUCGGAGCAUUGUUUCCAAUCCCAAAGUUCUGAUCCUAGAUGAAGCCACAAGUGCUCUUGAUCCCAAGGCAGAGAAGAUUGUGCAGCAAGCUUUGGAUAAUGUCUCAACGGCUCGCACCACAAUUACUAUUGCUCAUAAAUUGUCCACAAUCAGAAGAGCGGACCAGAUCGUCGUUCUGACUCAAGGGCAGAUCAUGGAGAAAGGAACACAUGACGAGCUCUUUCUUGCCGCUGGGCCAUAUCAUCGCCUCGUCAAAGCGCAGGAUCUGGGUCAUGUACAAACUGAUGAGUGUGAUUCUGAAAAAGACCAGAGCGAGGCUAUUGCGGCUGUCACGACUAUUCAAUCAAGACAGACUUUGGGUGAGACAGAUCCAGGGCCUGUGCAAAAGCUGGCAGCUCCAUCCCGUAAAAUGACUAUUUGGCAAUGUUUGGCUAUUCUUCUGGGAGAGCGCCGUGAAUUGUGGCCUGAGUUCAUCAUCACAUUGAUUGCUUGUGUCGUUGGGGGAGCAACAAAUCCUGUGCUGGCCUUCAUUUUUGCGAGAGUAUUAGAUGUGUUUCAAAUUUCAGAUUCGCACCAAAUGGUCAAGAAAGGUGAUUUCUACGCCCUGAUGUUUUUCGUGAUUGCCCUUGUGAUUUUCAUUGUCUAUGGAGUCAUUGGCUGGGUCACCAAUAUCAUUGCAACAUCGGUUAUGUAUCACUACCGCUUGGAGAUGUUUGAAAACUAUCUCAGACAGGAUAUGACCUUUUUUGAUCAACCGGAACAUACAACAGGUUCUCUGGUAUCUAAACUGUCAACCAUGCCCACUAGUCUCCAAGAGCUACUGGGUAUCAACGUUGGUGUCAUUGUCAUUGCGAUGGUGAACAUCUGCUCCAGUUCCAUUCUAUCUAUUGCGAUUGGCUGGAAACUGGGACUUGUCGUGUUGACUGCUGUCAUGAUACCCAUUAUAUCCUGCGGCUACCUGAGAAUUCGAUUGGAGUUUAAAUUGGAUGAUCAGACCACGACGCGUUUUUCUGAGAGCGCAGCUCUUGCAGGAGAAGCGGUAGCGGCUAUUCGGACUGUUGCUUCGUUGGCUGUCGAGCGGAUGAUCCUCCAAAAGUACACGGCAAAAUUGUCAGGGAUUGCACGACGCUCGAUAAAGUCUUUGAUCUGGACAAUGUUCUGGCUGGCUCUUACACAGUCCCUUUCCCUGUUAUCUAUGGCGUUGGCCUUCUGGUAUGGAGGGCGCUUAUUAUCUAACGGGGAAUACUCGUCUUUUCAAUUAUACCUCGUUGUUAUUGGAGCGAUUUUGUCGGGAGAGGCCGCAGCAUCAUUUUUCCUGUUUACGACGAGCAUUACGAAAUCCCAAGCUGCCUGCAGCUACAUUUUCUGGCUCCGAUUACUUCAGCCUGCUGUACAAGAUGGAAAUUCCGACUCACCAGAGAAAGACUCUGACUGUGCUACCCAAGUGGCACUUCGAGACAUUGAGCCCGGUGAAUCUGUGGCCUUUGUCGGUCCGUCUGGUCAUGGGAAAUCAAGUGUAAUCUCGCUACUCGAGCGGUAUUACAACCCUACCUCAGGUUGUAUAGAAAUGGACGGAAAAGAUAUUGCUAGCAGACCAUUAGCUUCACAUCGCAGCCGCCUCUCUCUCGUCCAGCAAGAACCCGCUCUCUAUCAGGGAUCAAUUCGGGAAAACAUCACGCUUGGGCUUGCAGAUGAAGUCUCAGAAGACGAAAUUUACGACGCUUGCCGCCAGGCCAAUGCGUUUGAUUUUGUAUACUCUCUUCCCGAUGGUCUGGAAACAACUUGUGGAGCUCAAGGCAGCCUCUUUUCUGGCGGCCAGCGGCAGCGGAUCGCAAUCGCUCGAGCACUCAUUCGCAAUCCCAGGCUGCUCCUGCUAGAUGAAGCAACAUCUGCACUGGAUACAGAGAGCGAGAAAGUCGUUCAAGAGGCGCUCAAUAAGGCAAGAGAUGGUCGCACUACGGUCGCUAUUGCUCAUCGCUUGUCAACCAUCAAACAUUCUGAUCGUAUUUUUGUAUUGGUUGAUGGGCGUAUCAGGGAACAGGGCACUCACGAAGAACUGCUACGGCACCGGGGAAUUUAUUACGAGAUGUGUCUCGGUCAAGCGCUGGAUCAAGCGACUUGA
Messenger RNA from Penicillium macrosclerotiorum, 3693 nucleotides. Its product is annotated as ABC transporter permease/ATP-binding protein. The record is from RefSeq and is a predicted model, not a curated record. The transcript is spliced from 10 exons. Gene Ontology annotation, cellular component: membrane. Gene Ontology annotation, biological process: transmembrane transport. Bases 1 to 3693 code for a protein of 1230 amino acids. NCBI's taxonomy places the organism in Eukaryota, Fungi, Ascomycota, Eurotiomycetes, Eurotiales, Aspergillaceae. Gene Ontology annotation, molecular function: ATP binding; ATP hydrolysis activity; ABC-type transporter activity.